AUGGAACUAGAGAUAUUCGACGAUGACCUGGAUGCUGAGGGAAUGAUGAAGAUAUUAGUUAUUGGUGGCGUUAAUAAUGGUAAGACAUCAAUAAUAAGUAAAGCAUGUUAUAAUAAUAUGGAGAGUGAGAAGACUAUAAAUACUAUUGGAGUUGGAUUCCACACCAAGAAGAUACAGAUGGAUUCCAAACAGAUAAGAAUGUGCUUCUGGGAUUUCUCAGGGCAAGACAGGUUCCUUUGUUUGACAAGGUGUUACUUUAAUGAAGCCAAUGCAGCCAUUGUAGUCACUGAUGCCUCGAGGCCAAACAGUCUGGAGCUGGCACUCAACUGGAAGCGAGAGCUUGAUAACAACUUUGAAUAUAAAAUACCAACAUUCUUAUUCGCUAACAAGUACGACUUGAUAAAGGAUGAGCCAACUUAUACAGAACAACAACUCAAUCAGAUUACAAGAGAUAAUGGAUUUGAUAAGUGGGCGUAUACAUCUGCCAAGGAUGGACAUGGUAUAGAGGAUGCAAUAGAGGAACUUGUAAGACAGACUAUGAAAGAGUCUUAUCACCAUGUUCGUAGACUUAGACAUGCAUCAAUGCGGGACUCUUUCAAACUGUCCAGUGGUUCACCAAUAAUGCCGCCAACAGUAUUAUUGGGCGCAGGUGGAGGUGGUCAUGGGGUAGCAUCGGAAAAGUGCCAGUUGCCCAAGGAGAAGAAGAGAUGUUGUUCAUGA
Acytostelium subglobosum LB1 is the source of this 720-nucleotide messenger RNA. RefSeq lists its product as hypothetical. The record is from RefSeq and is a predicted model, not a curated record. The transcript has 4 exons. Lineage: Eukaryota; Evosea; Eumycetozoa; Acytosteliales; Acytosteliaceae. Gene Ontology annotation, molecular function: GTPase activity; GTP binding. Bases 1 to 720 code for a protein of 239 amino acids.